UUUUUUGUAUCUUGCUUUAUCUUGUGCACCCCACGACUCUAUAUCAUUUUGUUGCAAUGACGACAUUUAUUAAAACCUUAUUCCCCCCUCCGCGGAUUAUUUUCACCGAACAUGAUUCGUUUAUCGAAGAUGCAGUCGGUCGUUCGAUUGCAAUUGCACAUGACGACUCUUACAUGAAGACCUCAAAAAGCUAAAUAUUAUCGAGAAGGGUAUUUACUUUUUCAAAAAUUUUGUGUUCCGAAACACAAUUAAAUAACGACCGCAUUUGUAAAUUCGACAUUUUUUACUUCUAAGUUGUACCCGUCACAAACAAUUUCAAUUAUCCCGUUCAUUUUUACCUAAACAACCUACUUGUAAUUCUUAAAUUUCAAGAUUAUUCCGAAAAUGACUUCGAGCGCUGAGAGCUCGGCCAGCAGCGCCAAGCGCAGUGCAAGUAGUGCGAGCGGCAGCAGCAAAGCAAGAGGCAAAAAGCGCGGCCCGUCUAGCGGUACUAGCACCUCCAAAAAGCAAGCUUCUGGUGCGGUAUCGUCCGCAGCGAGCAGCAACAGCGCAGUUGCGGCACUUACGCGAGCGAACCAGAGCCGAAUCGCGUCGUUGCGCGCACGAAUCAACGGAAUUUUCUCCUCCAAAGAGGCGACUUCUGGAGGACGAGAUGUCGAGCAACCCACCCCGGUUGUUUCCUAUCUGUCGCCCACACCAACGCAGGCCCAGGACGGUGCCACGGACGACAACACACGCCACCAGCAGAUACCGCCGAUCAAUCGGUGCGACGCCAUGGGCUAUUUCCCCCUGCGCGCCCGCGGACCGCGGGCGCACUUGUUGGCGCAGGACGCGCUCGCGGACCACGGGCCAAAAGAUCGAGACCAGCAGAACAACCCUAUGGUCGUGAUCAAGAAGCCGGCGGUUUUUCACAGCUGGAGCAGCGCGUCCAACCAAAACGCCGCGAAUGCGCAGAAUACGUGGAAUGCAAAGUGGGCGUUCCGCAGCCCGCUUGUGGUUUUCUGGGUGACGAUUGUGGUCUGGGUUUCGUUGUUCAUUACCCGCAUGUUCAUGGGCCCUCCAGUUGCAGCCGCACCCGAAGGCCAGCACCCCGCCGCGGCCGGAAUUGUGCCACCCUUCGCGCCGGCGACGAUUCCCACCAGCACGGUCAACGACCCCAAGGCCGCGGCGAAAGUCGCCCCGCCGCUGGUCGUCCCGGCGUCGCACUUGAGCAUGCCUUUCUUUUACUUCACGGGCUUCCCCGUGCUGCUCCUCAUGGCGCUGUUCGCGGUGCGGCAAGUGAUCGGCGCGCUGGCGGCGUACUGGAACAUCAAUGGCACGUGUGACAUCGAUUGGGCGGAUCGGUUUGCGAAAAAGGUGACCUUUCUGCAGAACCUCUUCGCCGCCCGCCAGGGCCAGGAGGGCCAGGUGCAGAGUCUGGAACUCCCGAAGCACUUCCUGCUGCUGCCGUUGCCGGACAACUUGAUGCUGCAAAACAGCGAGCUCAACGAGCACCACCAUUUGCAAAUGUGGAUCGACCAAGUCGCGGCGUACCAAGCCAUCAGGGGCGCAGCCGAUGCGGACAGCACUUCUCCUGGCCCGACCUUUUGUGAGCAGCACGUCGUCCUCUUUUUGCUGAAGUGCAGCGCGAAGAACGCAGCCGACGGCACGAACGGCGGUGACAGUUCGACUGCAGAGAUGAUGAGCAACUCCUAUGGCACUGCAUCAACUUCGGAAGUCGCGGCUCGCCGGGAGCAACAAAUGCAGCAGAAGCAGCAACUGCUGACCAAGUUGGUGGCGAAGAACAAACACAAGUUCCUGGAUCUGCGCGUCAUCGACGCGCCCGCGCAUCUGCCGCAGGCUGAGUCGCUCACCGCCUCGAAGUACAGCUGGGGCGUGCUGUCAGUGCAGGAGUGGCUCCGCGUACAGGAGCAGCACGACCAGCAGAGCGGGACGUCGACCACGACGAACGACGAAAGGGCCGCAAAGAACAAAAAUCAGUUCGUUUCCGACGGCAACGCCUGGAUCACGUGUUGCGACGCGCACGCCUUCCUGCACCACAACUACUUGCCGAAGCUGAGCUUGGACAUUUUGGACCUGCAGAACCGGAAGACGCACCGCGAGCACCCCUCCGCGAUGCACACCAUCUUCCAGCCCCCGGUGCUGCACCUCCGCAGCUACGAAAAGCUGAAUUUCGGCUUUGUCCGUGCCGGCGCCAUGUACCGCACCCUGCAGCAGUGCGCCAACCUGUGGUGGAACGAGGGCGCCUCCUCGUCCACCCUCGCGAGCGCCGUGGACAAGCGCUGUUUCUCGCUGAAUCUGGACCUGCUUGUGAACAACCACUUCGUGGACGGCAUCUCGUCCGACUCCCAGAACGUCGGCGCGGUCGUGGCCGCGAAGGCGGUUCUGUCCGAGCGGUGGAUGGAUCUGAUCGAGAAGCAGAUCAAGCUGGACGAGGAGCACUUGGAGCAGCUCGAGAAGGAGCAGAUGGAGGACGAAGACCUGCGGUCCCCCGAAGAGCAGCAGCGGCUGGUCGAGCAGGCCUGUGCGAUCCGGAAGGCCGUCGCGGCGCAGCGGGAGGUGCAGCAGAAGCGGCAGAUGCUGCAGUUGCAGAGGAUCGCCGCGGAGAAGUUCGCGCGGAACCAGAAGCUGAUGCGCACGCCGCUGCUGCAGCGCGCCCCGGAUGGCCGGAUGGAGAACUGCGUGAUGCUGGAGGAGGAGAUGGUGGAGAACGAGUACAUCUUCAAGGAGGUGGAGCGCUUGAUCUCCGCGGAGACGCCGCAGCGCAACGCAGAGGUGGCCGGGUCCAACACCUGGCUGUCCGGCGGACGGAAGCGCGCCAACCGCUGGAAGCAGUGGUGGAAGAAAUCCUUCCGCCCGCCCUCGCAGAAGCAGAUCGUGGAGGAGGAGGAGCAGGAGGAGCAGGCGCUGAUGGCUGCUGCGAACACCGGCAGCGUUGGUGCGGACCAAAACAACUUCUACGACAGCACCGCCGACGAUGUCGAUGGCCCUCCACCCCAGGUGGGAACUACUACGAGAUCCGCCCAUUCCACCGGGUCCCCGCACGACAAUUCGGACAGCGAAGCGGAGUCCGACGCUUGCGCCGUUCCCGCCUUUCUGCAGCUGAAGCCGAUCUGGCUGCCGGCCAGUUUUUGCGGUCUGAAGGUGUCCAACGAGACGGGGGGCAACUGGGUCGAGGAGUUUGCCAACUGGCGCGCCCUCGCCCGCGACGUCGCGGAGGUGCAGGGCUACUUCACCAUCGCGCUGCUGCAGAUGUGGAACAUGGAACUGUCCCAGGCCCGCAUUCAGGAAAAUCUCCAGUGGCGCAGCCUCUCGCAGUACAGCAGCGCGGUCUACUCCGACGACGGCGUCGAGUCCGACGAGUACGAAGCAUCGGAGGACGCGCACCUGUACCGGGUGGAGAAGGAAGAAGGUACAACUGCGCCCGCCCACAAGCAGAAGCAGAAGUUGUUCACGGAUCGUGUCUCCGCGGCUUCUUCCAUGAUGCUCACCCGCUUCACGCUGUUCUGGAAGUACCAGUACUUGAUGAACGUCUCCGUCAGCGGGGGUUGCAGUCCCGGGUUGCUGGAGUCGCUCUUCUGUGUGUACCUUUUGUUGCAACUUCCGCUCCUCGAAUCCGGACGCGAGCCCGCACAGCCCUUACCGCUGAUGAUUUUCGGGUUUUUGGCUCUGUACGUCGUGAUCAUGAUGAACCUGUCCGUCAUCAUUGGCGCCAGCAUCGCCGUCCAGGCGGCGCAGGGCCGCUACCAUCCGCUGUGCACGCGCAAGACCAACGCGGUCCCCGUCGUGCGGCCGGAGGACGUGGAGGAGCUGCUGAACAACUUGAAUAAAGGCGGGAGAAGCAACAAAUCCACCGUGUUCCAGCGGGCGAAAGAACAGUGCAAGCUGCUUUUCCGCGACACCAUCACCCCCGCGGCGCAGAUGGUGCCGGGGUUGAGCAACCAGCUGCGGUACACGCGCAAGACGUACUUCGUGCACACGGACGCCUGGUCGUCGGGGGAACUGUCCUUCGGGUCCCGCCUGCACCUCGGCUACCGCGUGAUGCAGGACAUGUUCGUGCAGUCGCCGCUGAUUGUCACCCCGUUCAUGCAAAUCCCCGCGGGCAUGUUCACCAUGCACCACUUCGCUUUCUCGCCGAAGUCCGUCCGCAUGUCGGGCAACGAGUUCGUGCAGCGUCAGGACAUGGCGCGACUUGUUCCCGUCAAAAAGAUCGGGAACUUCAUCAGCAGCGGCGCAGGAGCAGCCGGCACUACACGACCAGCGGUGGGCCACGGCGCUGUGGAGCAAAACCAAAACGCGCCCCCAGCGCCGAUCCACAUCCACCUGAAUCCUUCGAUGCACCUGCGCGGGAGCUGGAACCUGCGGAAGAAGGAUAUCAUGGCCUCGGACCCGGAGGCGGAGCAGCAUGAUUUUUCGAGUGCAGCCGCAUCUACCUGCGACGGCGCGGAGGCCGUGCCCUUCCUGUGCAACUCGUCCUCCGGCCUCGAGGAAACGCAGUCCGCGGUGUCGUCGUCGAACAGUGGUGGAGAUCAUUCGGUGCAGCAGGAGGCUGUGCGCGGCGUGUCCGCGCUGGUGACAGGGAAGAAACCCAUUUACCGCAAGUCCCGCGCGCUGGCGACGCAGACCACCAUGGCGUCUUCGGGUUCCGGCAGUGGCCGGUACUCCUCCACUUCGGACAACAGCUCGUCCUCGCGGGAGGUGUCCUCUUCCUCCGACGAAUUCGCGAACCGGCAGCUGCCUCCGGUGCAAGAGCAGCAACAAGAUGAAACGGUUGACUCUGUAGUUCCGUUGUCUGCGGAGGGAGCAGCGCCGGAAGAAGCGGGCUCCAGCACCUCGCGUCGUCCCGCAGCGACCUUCCUCGAGGGGUCGCACUUCCGCGAGUCGCUGCGCGCGUUCACAGCCCACUGGUCGAGCUCCGGCACCACGUCCGCGGCCAGCUCCGUGAUCGGCAUGCCGACACCGAAGACGAGCGGUUUCUCCAGCAUGCUGAAACCGGUGAAAAGCGAGUCGGACAAGGAAGCGCCGAAGACGAAUUCCGAGGACGAUCUUCACGGUGCAGCUGUAGCCCGAGGACCAGAAGGCGUCGAGAGCCAGACCGCAACGGGGGACUGGAAGAAGCGCGCCGGCGGCGGGAGAUCGACUACAGGGAACAAUCAGCCUGUGCUGCGCUUCAAGAUCCACAACGACAGCGCGUCUGAGAUCGAGCGGUUCCAAAUCCACAGCGAAAACGCUACGGACUCGGAACAAAACAAUUCUGCGUCCACCCCUGGGGCCGCGUCGAAGCGUGGCGCAACGGUCUGGGACGAUGAGAAGAUCGACGAGUUUCUGUUGCAGGUAAACACCGCGGCGCUGCUUGUCCAAGACGCGGAGCAGGAGAAAGCGGUCGAAGCGGAAAAGAUCAACAGCAAAAAGAACGCAGCGCGUAGUUCUCUUGGUCAACGCCAGCGCUCGACGCGCACGCCCUCUUGUUCUACUUCCGGCACCAGCUGCUCGUCCUCCAGCAACCACGAUACGCUCGUUGUUCCGUCCUCCUCGGACGAGGCCGCGGCCGCGCGGAAGACGACCAAGGACGACAUGCUGCUGUACCCGGAGCCGAACUCUGACGAAAUUUUGUCCGUUGUGUCCGAGGCGCGCAGCCUGGAACCACCGGCAGCCUUUUCGGCGGUGAAGAGUGCGAUUGACGUGGAUGGGAAUAACAUUUCGGUUGAGCGUCGGCCGAAACCUGCAGCUGAAUCCGGUCCCCCUGCUGCAGCAGUCGACUGGACCACGCAGAUGAAAAAAACCAAGCGGAACACCUCAGGAGGAGGUUCGCGGACGCCCCGUCGUGCUGCCGGACGGAUAGUUCAAAAACGGGAGGGCAGUGCUGUUGUGGACCACGAAAAGGAGCACGCGACCAUCAUUGUGGACGAAGACGGGGCGCAGCGCGCGCUGCAGCCGGUCGCGCGGCACGUCUCGAGCCACAACGUGGCGGCCGACCUUGGCGAAUUGAAAAACGCCAACGACGACAGCAACGCCAACCACGCACGGAGUUCCGACCCGAAUUCGCGCAAAAAAUCGAAGUCCCGCGGCAAAGGCGGAGCGCCAGCGGGCUCGCGAUACAACUACAAACGCUACAACGGUGGUGCUGGUGGUGGAACUAACAACUCCUACUACAACAACGGAGGCAGUAGCGGGAAUUACUACAACGCCAACAGCAACUACUACAAUGGGGUGAGUAGCAAACACUACUAAAUUUUAUCGGUAUAAUAUUCUCCAACUCUAUCUCUAGGAAGGAUGUCAACGGAGACGGACACCGAAAAAAAAAAUUGUACUUUUUUACGUUCACUUUCAAAACUUGUUUGUUUUUAACAUGAUUACACAUCGUUUUCGUAGGGCAUUUUCAUCUUUCAGAAGAUUUCAUAGAAUUAUGUGCAUUCUCCUGUUCUUUUUCAUGCACAUUGUGCACAACUACUUUUUUGCUAUAUGCACAAAAAAAAAAUAGCAGACGCUCGCAAAAAUACAAAAACACAAAAAACAUCGAAAAACAAAAAAUCAAACAAAAAUAAUAUGCAAUACCUUACAAGUGCUCAAGUGGAGCAGAGAAUUCUUUACACCAUCAGGGUUUAGGACUAUGUCAUAAGGUAGGGUCAGGGUCAUCUAGGGUUUUCCAAGCAUCCGCUCGCGAUAAAAAAACUGCUACGACUAUCGCCGUCGCAGUCUGGACAAAUUGAAGAAAUUUAAGAGUUUUUGUUUGCCUUUAUUGCCUAAAAAAAGUAAAACACUGGAGCGAGCUACUUUUUCGCCACUGAUAGAAGGCUCCAGUAGACGAUCUAAUGAGUUAGAGUUUGUUUAGCUUGUUUCUUCUUGACGGCUUACAGUGGAACUACAGGAGUGACUUCCUUUGUCCUCCCUUUUGAGUCAAGGUAACGUAACAAUCACAAGACUUUGACAGGUUUAAAGGCCAACUCAUGUGAAAAUCUGGAAACGCAAACAUCAUUGCACUAAAAUUAAACACCAGCUCUAUACUUUGUAGUAUGUUUCUUGAAAGAGUAAGAGUAUCAGCAUUACAAUACGAAGUUGUAUAACGAAAUCAUCACUACUACAGCUAACAAUAAACAUCUAUUUCUAUGCCAUAAUAUCGUGAUGAAGGUUGAAAAAAUGUCAUCUGCAGCACAAACUAAUCUCUACUUGACCACCAAUCGCAAUCGUUUCUAAAAAGUCGACAUAGUUAGUAGAGCAGUCAGGACGCAGGCAAAGCUUGCGGGGAAGGACGCACACCUGGGAGUGGGACUCCUGACCGAUGCAUUGUGUGGACUCGGAUCGGAGAAGGAAGCAGGAACGAGGAUUGAUAAAAGGCAAUCAAUUUCCGAUUACUCUGAUUGACGACGCAGAAUACGCACUAGUAGUUUUGGGUUUUUGCGAAGUUGAUUGCGUAUCGUGGUGGCUGAUUUAAUUCAUUACAAUUACUUUAAACCUCACUAGUGCGCGGAUUCUUGACUUUGAAGGCAUGCUUUCUCUCUCACGCUGUCACGCAUCAGUGUAAAAAUCAGUCACGUAUUAUUAAAUUCGAAACGCAUUUUUAAUCUGAGUUCCUGUGGCGACAAAACGACAAAGGACACCAACUACAAGGAACGAAAAUAUGCAUUUCUUGUCGUGCCGGUGCCUGUGAAGACUUUUGUUUUAUUUCUUUUUGCUGCGUGGUGACAUUGAGUCUGUUGUUAGUGUUGGCUAUGGCUUUUCGAACGAAAAGCUCGGACAAGAGUGUUCAUGUUGUAAGCUGAGACCUCUAGAGUCGGAUCAACUCUAGUGCCAGAGGAGUGGACAAAAGCAAAAGAAGUCGGUAAAGCCGGAGCGGACGUCGAGCGUGAGUAGACGUUGUCUUUGGCGAGGAUAAAUUUGAGUUGCACAAUGGGGCGAGAGCAGGGAUAGUACAGGUACAGAAAAU
This is a messenger RNA of Amoebophrya sp. A120, 7924 nucleotides long. The record is from the annotation of a GenBank genome assembly. NCBI's taxonomy places the organism in Eukaryota, Dinophyceae, Syndiniales, Amoebophryaceae.